AACCGGGAUCGUUGUGAUGUCCAACUAUUUUGUGUUGUUGUUAGAGCCAAUAGAAAACGCUAGAGGGCAGUGUUGUUCUCUCUGCUUUGUAAACAGACAGCUUGAAACCAUAUACUUAGUUUGUGAUCCUAAAGACUCACUCUUUUUUCACACUUCUUUUUGCUACCAUGAUAUGUUUAUACACAUACACAUUUGGGUUUAUUAUAUAAGGCAUUAUUUGCAGAUUUAAACACAAAUCUCCGAAACUUGUAAAGUAAAAAAGCCCAUGUCUUAAAGGGGCCCUAUUAUGCUAAUUUUCAGGUUUAUAUUUGUAUAAUUUGCUCUCCUGUGACAUGUCUCCAUGCUUUAACAUUCAAAAAGCUCUUUAUUUUUUCUCAUAGGGCCUGUGCUGCUGCACCUCUUUACACCCUCUGUUUGAAACCAGAGCCCAGUCUGCUCUGAUUGGUUAGCUCUGUUGUGAUUGGGCAACUACUUAAAGAUGUCUCGCCCCUCUAGUCUAUCACAUACAAUCUAUUGGAGCUCUAGCCAAUAGAAGUGCGAGUGUUACAUGGGGAUGUCACUAUGUUACAGAAAUAAACAAAGGAGGACAAUGGGGGCGGGGCGUUGCACUUUAAGUUAAGUAAUACACUUUGGAAGUUUUAUCAUGUGAGUUUGAAAUGUUCCACUUUUCACCUGUAGUGUCUGUUUUUAAAAAAAGGGGAAAUAUCCCUCCUGAAAUGGCGCUCCUUGAUCCGAGAUGCCAUUCUUCUAUUUUGCAUAUCUUUACUCGGUGCACAGCUGCAGCCAUUCACAGAUGGACAAAUAGAUCCCAUAACACCUCAGUACUUCCACUCUGACACACCCAAUCAUGAUUCUUUGUGGCCGGGCCUGCAACCCUUGACAGUGAUCUCCCUGCACAUGUGUGAAGGAGCGUCUUCGGUUACCUCCCAUGCCUCUGCACACACAUUAGUUUGAAAGGUUAUUUUGGGCCUCAGAAGUACGACUGUGCUUCCAGUGAACUAACAGGAGGAGUCCAGAUCAGACUCUCCCAUUCUGCCCCUGUGUACACUUCCCCAUGUCAACUGACAGGGGAUUUCCCUCUGAACAACACGUUCUUUCUCUAGGCUCUUGCAUUAAGCUGGAUUUACAUUUGAAACAAUGGACAACAGUCCUCUGCAGGUGUUGACGGUCCCUACAGCUCCCUACCCCGACCAGAGGCCUGGCACCAGCGGCCUGAGGAAAAAGGUCUACGUAUUCCAGACCAGGACGAAAUACCUACACAACUACAUCCAGAGUAUAUACUCCUCCAUCGACCUGCGUGACCGGCAGGGAUCGACAGUGGUGGUCGGAGGGGAUGGCCACUUCUUCAACAGAACCGCUAUUGAGGUCAUUGUGCAGAUGGCAGCUGCCAACGGGGUGGGUCGUAUGAUCAUUGGACACCACGGGAUCAUGUCCAUGCCGGCCAUCUCCUGUCUGAUCAGGAAAUACAAAGCAAUUGGUGGCAUCAUCCUCACUGCCAGCCACAACCCCGGGGGACCUGAUGUAGACUUUGGCAUUAAGUUUAAUACUGCAAACGGAGGUCCAGCAAAGGAGGCUGUCACAAACAAGAUCUUUCAGAUCAGCAGGACCAUCGAGGAGUUUGCCAUCUGCCCCGGACUGCAGGUGGACCUGACUACUCUGGGCAAACAGAUGUUCGAUCUGGAGAACAAGUUCAAACCCUUCACAGUGGAAAUUGUGGACUCUGUGGAAUCCUACGCUAACCUGUUGAGGAACAUCUUUGACUUUUCUGCGCUGAAAGAGAUUUUAUCUGGAGAAAACCAAAUCAAGAUCAGACUGGAUGCCAUGCAUGGAGUGGUAGGACCGUAUGUGAGGAGAAUACUCUGUGAGGAGCUGGGCUGUCCUGCCAACUCUGCCAUUAACUGUGUCCCUCUUGAGGACUUUGGGGGUCUGCACCCAGAUCUUAACCUCACCUACGCUACAGAUCUGGUUGACAGCAUGAGAGACGGACAGUAUGACUUUGGUGCAGCAUUUGAGGGUGAUGGGGACCGUAACAUGAUCCUCGGUAAACACGGGUUCUUCGUCACCCCUUCUGACUCCGUGGCUGUGAUUGCUGACAACAUCUUCUGCAUCCCGUAUUUCCAGCAAACUGGGGUGAGAGGCUUCGCCCGCAGCAUGCCCACAAGCGCAGCCUUAGACAGAGUAGCCAAAGCUACACAAAUAGAGUUAUAUGAGACUCCCACCGGGUGGAAAUUCUUUGGGAACCUAAUGGACGCAGGCAGACUGUCUCUGUGUGGAGAAGAAAGCUUCGGCACAGGUGGAGACCAUAUCCGUGAGAAGGAUGGGCUGUGGGCCGUGCUGGCAUGGCUCUCCAUCCUGGCGUCCAGACGGCAGAGUGUGGAGGACAUCCUGAAGGAACACUGGCUCAAAUAUGGAAGGAACUACUACACCAGGUAUGACUAUGAGAACGUAGACAUAGACGCAGCCUGUGAGAUGAUGGAAGAUUUAGAGAUCUUGAUCGCAGACAAGUCCUUCGUGAAGCAGAGAUUUGCAGUUGAGGACAAAAUCUACCAGGUGGAAAAAGCAGACAACUUUGAGUACACAGACCCGGUGGACAGCAUCAUCUCCAGGAACCAGGGUUUACGGAUAAUCUUCUCUGAUGGUUCUCGGAUCAUCUACAGACUCAGUGGGACGGGCAGCCAAGGGGCGACAGUCCGAAUCUACAUAGACAGCUACAAGAAGGAGCAGAUCUUUGAAGACACACAGGUGAUGCUGGCGCCCCUGGCAACCAUCGCUCUGAAGAUCUCACAGCUCCAUCACAGGACGGGCCGAAGUGGCCCUUCAGUCAUAACAUGAAUCCCCUUCUUAUUUUACUUCCUUCUUUUGUAUAAACUGAGCUUCAAUUCCAAGUGUAGCUGCACAACAUGCAGUAGUUUGCAUGUGAGGCUCAAAUGUGUUUGGUGAUUUAUUCUGUACCACAUUAAACUGCUUUUUAUUUUUGG
Eleginops maclovinus (Patagonian blennie) is the source of this 2978-nucleotide messenger RNA. Its product is annotated as phosphoglucomutase-1-like. The transcript has 11 exons. Lineage: Eukaryota; Metazoa; Chordata; Actinopteri; Perciformes; Eleginopidae. Gene Ontology annotation, biological process: carbohydrate metabolic process. The coding region runs from base 1138 to 2832 and encodes 564 amino acids. Gene Ontology annotation, molecular function: magnesium ion binding; phosphoglucomutase activity. The record is from RefSeq and is a predicted model, not a curated record. Gene Ontology annotation, cellular component: cytosol.